Molecule: messenger RNA, 3373 nt
Organism: Amblyraja radiata (thorny skate)
Lineage: Eukaryota; Metazoa; Chordata; Chondrichthyes; Rajiformes; Rajidae
Gene: fam20b
Product: FAM20B glycosaminoglycan xylosylkinase
Exons: 8
Coding region: 369-1670 (433 amino acids)
Biological process (GO): proteoglycan biosynthetic process
Cellular component (GO): Golgi apparatus
Molecular function (GO): phosphotransferase activity, alcohol group as acceptor
Source: RefSeq, a predicted model, not a curated record
GCGCCCCGCGGUCCAUAACGCCGCAGAAGGUGGCUAUGUGAAUUCAGCACGGCUCUUGUUGAUGUGGGGCUCUGGCACAGAAGGUCGGACAUGAAUCGCUGAGAUCGUUUUACCGACGGCCGUCAUUCAGGACGGUCCCGGCCGGCCGACGCUAGGAGGCGGAAGUGUCGCAUUGUUGUUGACCGUUGCUCUGAGAGCUCGGCUGCCGGAGCUCAGGCACGCACAGGGCGCGCGGCGGCGGCGGCGGCAGCGGCGGCGGCGGCAGCGGGGAGUCUUAACGGAACCGGCGCGUGGCGAAGGCGGGCAGAGCUUCUGUCAACGGCAUCUAUUAUUGGCAUGGACAUGAUUGCAAAAUUCAGCUGAAGUUGAUGUUGGAAUGCAGUCACCAUUUUGACGGCAUUUGUAAUAUCUAUCACCAUCUUGGAACUAAGGACAUCAUGAAGCUAAAGCAGCGUGUUGUUUUACUAGCUGCCCUUCUAGUUAUUUUUAUUUUCACAAAAGUGUUCCUGAUUGACAAUUCAGACUCAUCUGCAACUAAUCGAGAGGAUCAACAUUCUUUCCAGCAUAUGAUGGAUACACUUAAAAUCGAACUGAAUCCAAAUCUGGAGCACACUCUGCAGUCACCAUGGGAAAUUGCAGCACAAUGGGUUGUUCCCAGGGAGGUAUAUCCAGAAGAAACUCCAGAGCUUGGAGCCAUUCUACAUGCAAUGGCCACCAAAAAGAUCAUCAAGGCUGACGUGGGCUACAAAGGAACCCAGCUGAAAGCUCUGCUUGUUCUUGAUGGCGGACAGAAGGUUGUGUUCAAACCUAAAAGGUACAGCAGAGCUUAUGUGGUUGAAGGGGAACCAUACGCUGGAUAUGAUAGACACAAUGCUGAAAUAUCUGCUUUUCAUCUGGAUCGGAUUUUAGGAUUACGGCGUGCUCCAGUAGUUGUCGGGAGAUAUGUAAAUCUAAAUACAGAGAUAAAACCUGUUGCAUCUGAGCAGCUUCUAAGCACCUUCCUCACAAUAGGGAACAGUAGUUGCUUCUAUGGAAAAUGCUACUACUGCAGAGAAUCAGAACCAGCCUGUGCAGAUGGACAUGUAAUGGAAGGAUCUGUCACACUAUGGCUACCUGAUAUCUGGCCUUUGCAAAAACAUAGACACCCAUGGGGCAGGACCUACCGAGAGGGGAAACUAGCCAGGUGGGAAUAUGAUGAAAGUUAUUGUGAUGCUGUAAAGAAGACCCCGCCAUAUGAUUCAGGUCCUCGACUCCUGGAUAUUGUAGAUACUGCUAUUUUUGACUACUUGAUUGGUAAUGCAGACCGUCAUCACUAUGAAAGUUUUCAAGACGAUGGUGGAGCAAGUAUGUUAAUUUUGUUGGACAAUGCAAAAAGCUUUGGGAAUCCAAGUUUAGAUGAAAGAAGCAUUUUAGCAACUGUUUACCAAUGUUGCAUCAUUAGAGUAUCCACCUGGAACAGGCUAAAUUACCUAAAGAAUGGAGUUCUCAGUACAACAAUGCGAACUGCCAUGUCUCAUGAUCCUAUUAGCCCUGUUUUGACCGAUGCCCAUUUGGAAGCCAUGGAUCGGCGGCUGAUGAGUGUCAUGGCAACUAUCAAACAGUGCAUUGAACAAUUUGGUACAGACACAGUGCUGGUGGAAGACAGAAUGCAAUUAUCUCACUUAAAAUAAGGUGCUCGUAAUGAAAACGGAGCACCACUAAUUUCCCUGCAUAUGUCAAAGAAGCAUAAACAAUGUGAAUUUGCACAUUAUGGUGUACAAACUCAAGGAAAUUUAAGAAAAUCAUUUCAUUCUCUUUAGGGUUAUAAAUUAUUUGGUAAAGUAGGUUUAACCUGGGAUAAGUACUGGAAAAUCUAUUGGCUGGACUGAUUUCUACUGACCCUGGAAGCACUGACAAAUAGAUAAGUGUAAAAGGAAGCAAUAAAAUGCUUUCCGAAGUAAUGCUUUAACUUGACCUUAAAUGCAAAUAUAAGCAUGUCUUUGUGAUUUUAUCUUAUGUCAAAUAAUGCAGACCUGUUUUAAGUGUCUUAAAGGAAGUUGAUAAAUCUAUGCUUAAUCUGCGUAUAUAUUACCUGCAGGGAAUUUAAAGAUUAUUUAAAUCCUUGAUCUUGCACUGCCAAUAGUGAAAUCCAGAUUAUUGUUCAACUAGAUAAAUUUUUACUUACAAGCCUACCAGGGUUAUAUUUAAUAUAUGUCAUGGACACAUUAUAAACCCCACACAUUUAGGUAUUGUCUCACCUCAUCUGUUGUAGAAACUAAGAUGUUUCAAAAUUUGGUCAUAUGAUACAGUACCGUAAUUGCUUAAAAAAAACAAGAUGUACAAGAGACAGAAUCUGUGAGUGCAAUUUUAUCCCAAACUACAAAAAAUAUUUUCUUACUUUAACUUCAGAGUAUUUAAAUCUUUAUGGGGAUUAUUUUUUUCUUGUAAAAGUAGUGCUCAGUCAUUCUUGUCCUAUUUAAAGUGUAAUGGCAAACUUUACACCAUAAUUUUUUUCACAUUAGCACUAUUGUUCAAAUCCCAACCAGCUUGCAUUCUGGGGCACCGUGGAUAAUUCAGAUUUACCUGACCUUGCAGAUAGACUUUGCUUUUUUUGCCAGGCCCCUCUGUUGGGCACGCCAGUCAUGAUGAGGGAGGGAGUUAAACUGAGAACUACGCAAUAUAUAAGCAUGGGACCAAUUGAACAAUUUCUGUCUACAAUUCAGACUGCUCUUUUAGGAAAGGUUGGAUUAAAAAGUCGUGAAUUUAUAUAUUUAUUGUCGUUUUGACUGAUUCUUUUUUUUAAAGAUAUCGGGUCCCAGGUUAAAUAUAACAAAAAAAGUAUGUCCAAUUGUCAGUUCAAAAAUACUUUAGGAUUUUAUAUACUGACAAGUUUCAGCUGUUGGUUUAAUAUGUGCAUAUUUGUGGUGUUAAGCGUACAUGUGAAUUACCCAAAACCUAACAGUAGAACUUUCAAAGUCAAUAGUGAUUCCCUUUCCCUCAACUUAAGAUGCACCACCUUUGAUUAGAUGUUUACAAUAAUACUGCAAAUGAGGAAGGUAUGUACUGCUUAAAUCAAUGGUACAAAUUUCACAAUGAUGUGGAAACUUGAAGUAUAGUAGGAAAAUAAUGUAAAAAUAAUUAUUCAGAUAACUUAUUUGUUGGAAGUAGCCAUGAGCCAUUUCUAACUGGGCUUUACAAUAAUGCAACUGAUAUAAAUGGUAGAUUGUUCCUUAUUUUAGCGGAGAGAAUGGGUACAUCUUUGGUUUAACUUCUCUGAUAAAUCAUCUUUGGAAAAUGUUCUGAUCAACUUCAGUGCAAAAACUGUUUAAAAUAUCUGUAGGAUAAAGCCCUUCUAUUUUAUUAAUAUAUAAAAAUAAAGCACAGCUUCAAUAAA